Molecule: messenger RNA, 2399 nt
Organism: Cladophialophora immunda
Lineage: Eukaryota; Fungi; Ascomycota; Eurotiomycetes; Chaetothyriales; Herpotrichiellaceae
Exons: 4
Coding region: 232-2097 (621 amino acids)
Biological process (GO): L-valine biosynthetic process
Cellular component (GO): acetolactate synthase complex; mitochondrion
Molecular function (GO): magnesium ion binding; flavin adenine dinucleotide binding; thiamine pyrophosphate binding
Source: RefSeq, a predicted model, not a curated record
GGGGGAGAGUAUUAAAAUACCUGACUGACGAACUCGUCUCUGCUUUCUUUCGAGUUUCAGUUCUCACCCGUUGAGCAUCACGUUUCUAGAGUUUCUAGAGUUUCCAUUGUCACUUGAACGAGACCGUCCUCUGUAUUUGACCGACAAGCCUACCUUCAAGACUGCCGACCACGUAGAGUAGAGGCCGACCUCAAUUGAACAGAGACAACCAGUCGCAGACCCAGUUCCACCAUGGGUUCCGUCGCGAAAUCCGACUACACCACCUCCUACGCCUUCUUCGAGGCCAUCUGGGAGGCUGGCAUCACCCAUGUCUUUGUCAAUCUGGGCUCGGACCACCCGUCCAUCAUCGAGGCCAUCACCAAAGGCCAGAAGGAGAAGCAGGCAGACUUCCCCCGAAUCAUCACCUGCCCCAAUGAGAUGGUUGCGCUGUCCAUGGCCGACGGCAUGGCGAGGUUGACCAACAAACCCCAAUGCGUCAUUGUCCACGUCGACGUCGGGACCCAAGGCCUGGCCGCCGCCGUCCACAACGCCUCCUGCGGCCGUGCCCCGGUCCUCAUCUUCGCCGGCCUCUCCCCCUACACGAUCGAAGGCGAGUACCGCGGUUCGAGGACGGAGUACAUACACUGGAUACAAGAUGUGCCGGACCAGAAACAGAUCGUGGCGCAAUACUGCAGAUACACCGCCGAGAUUAAAGGCGGCAGGAACGUCAAGCAAAUCGUCAAUCGAGCGCUACAGUUCGCGACCAGCGACCCCCAGGGUCCUGUCUAUCUCUAUGGAGCUCGCGAGCCGAUGGAAGAGGACAUCGAGCCGUACCAUCUCGACCAGCAGGUCUGGAAACCCGUGGGACCUGCGGCCCUGCCACAAGAGGCCGUCGCGCUCGUCGCGCAGGAACUGGUCAAGGCCCGCGAACCUCUGCUGGUGGUGGGCUACACCGGCCGCAAUCCAGCCUCGGUGGCAGCCGCCGUGUCUUUGGCGGACAAGAUCCCCGGUCUUCGCGUCCUGGACACGGGAGGCUCCGACAUGUGUUUCCCAACGGACCACCCGGCGGCGCUGGGCUUACGGUAUGGAGCGGACCCGGCCAUCACGACGGCGGAUUUCAUCCUGGUGGUGGACUGCGACGUGCCGUGGAUUCCGACGCAGUGCAGGCCGAGGCCGGACGCCAGGAUCGUCCACAUUGACGUCGACGUGCUGAAGCGGCAAAUGCCCGUCUUCUACAUCCCGGCCUACGCGCGCUUCAGCGCCGAUUCCGCGACCUCCUUCACCCAGCUGAACGACUACCUGGCUUCCAACUCGGAACUUUCCGCGGCCUUGUCGGACGAGGCUCACACCGCCGCGGCACGGAAGAGACAAGAAGCACACACGGCGCGCUGGAGCCAGUUCAGGGAGCUGGCCAAGGUCCCCGCCGACCCGGCGAGCACGGCCAUCAAUCCGCACGUGCUGGGCGGGCAGAUCAGGGCGGCGGUGCCCCAGGACACCAUCUUCGCCGUCGAAGCCGUCACGCUGAGCACCUUCAUCGCCGACCAGAUCGCGCCGGUGCAGCCCAAGACGUGGAUCAACUGCGGCGGCGGCGGGCUGGGGUGGUCGGGCGGCGGGGCGCUGGGGAUCAAGCUGGCGUCGGACUUUGCGCACCGCGAGGGCGACCGCUUCGGGGCCAACCGGGGCAAGUUCGUGUGCCAGAUCGUCGGGGACGGCACGUUCAUGUUCUCGGUGCCCGGGUCCGUGUACUGGAUCGCCCAGCGCUACGGCAUCCCCAUCCUGACGGUCGUGCUGAACAACAAGGGCUGGAACGCCCCCCGUCGCUCCAUGCUCCUGGUCCACCCGCACGGCGAGGGCAGCAAGGUCGACAACAAGACCCUCAACAUCAGCUUCGAGCCCACCCCGGACUACGCGGGCAUCGCCAAGGCGGCCACGGGCGGCCACGCCUGGGCCGGCACCGUCAGCACCGUGGCCGAGCUGCUGGACGCGCUGCCCCAGGCCGUCGCGGCCGUCAAGGGAGGCAGGUGUGCCAUCCUCGAGGUCAAGCUUGGGGCCGAGCUGCCCGUGGCGGCGAAGCAGGGCGAUGUCAAGAUGGAGGAAGUCGCCGCGAGCAGUGGGUAGGUACUGGCGGAGGGAAGGACAAAUAAGCGGACACAAGGAGCUCUCUGGGUGUGUGUCAGGUGGGUAUAUCUAGUAGGCAACGAAUGUAUAAAUGUCUGGUGAUCCCGCAUGAGCAAGACAUGUCUGCCGCUCAGGGUGUAGAGGAGCACUGGCAUUGAGAAGAGCCGCCCAUCGCGGCACGCAGAACAUGGCUAUAUGCUGACGUAGUCUAUUAGUACCCGGUAGUGUUUGAACGAACCUAACGCUGUAUGCACUAAAGGGGGUAUUUGCUGCUUGGUUUUUGAAUUCCCAGCCUUCUUUCA